Molecule: messenger RNA, 1194 nt
Organism: Cucurbitaria berberidis CBS 394.84
Lineage: Eukaryota; Fungi; Ascomycota; Dothideomycetes; Pleosporales; Cucurbitariaceae
Exons: 2
Biological process (GO): telomere maintenance; DNA repair
Molecular function (GO): DNA helicase activity
Source: RefSeq, a predicted model, not a curated record
AUGUUCAAGCAAGCUGUGCAGGUUGCCGCUGUUGCCUCCACGUCGCCCUCGAACCCCACGUACAAGCAGUCUUCACUCGGGGAUACAUUUGGUCGUACCGAUUCUACGCAGAGUCAAACCACGCGUCCGUUGGCGAGUGGCACGAAACACAAUUCCGCGGGGACAUAUCGUCCGCCUGGCCAAGUUACACAUGGCAUCAAGAGGACGUCGGGUGGUUUGGUGAAAUCGUUGAGCUCCCAGGAGGAUAACUUCGAUUAUCCUACGCUUAACAUUGGGGGCAUGGGAAAGGAGAAUGACCUGCCAACUACGUUCCAUACCUCAUCCAAAACCAACUCCACCAACUUAGUCUCUGCACUCUUCGACGAAAACGAUUUUGACAGCGAUGUCGAUCUCGAGGUGGAAGAUCCUGCGACCAAAGGAACCGUUGCUUAUCCCACAUUGCCUCGCGUUGCGCCCACUGCCUCGAUAGAUUCAAGGUCCCGUUCAAGAGCACCGACCGCACACGCGAAGCUUGAGCCAAACAGUAGCCAACCAAUUCCAUGGUCAUCCUCGCCCUUAGAACAUCUCAAGACUCCCCCCAAGCCUAGCGUUGUGAAAACGAAGCGAAGAGCGCUGCCUUGGGACCAGAACCAGAAGGCACAGGCCAAACAUGAGAUGGAGGACCAGAUCGAGUCGGAAGAAGAGACAGCACGGCCUAAGAAGAGGAAAUCGGUAGAAGUGGCACAAGCUGCAUCUACACCCGCACCGAAAGAGUCAAAGUCCGAUUAUCAGUGGAACACAACUGCAAGUGCUUUGAAAUUGCAGCAAAAGAACUUCCGGGAAAAGUCAAAGGCUCAGUCGAAGGUAGGCCAAGGUACAGAAGACGACGUCAAAGAAGCUAUCAAAAAGAAGAAGAAAAACACCGUUCAUCGCAUCUUCCUGAGCGAGGAGCAACAGAAUGUGUUGAAUCUCGUUACAGAAUACAAAAAGAGCGUGUUCUUUACGGGUUCAGCCGGUACCGGUAAAUCUGUUCUUCUGCGUGAGAUCAUUGCGGCCUUGCGAAAGAAGUAUGUCCGCGAACCAGAUCGAGUAGCCGUAACUGCGUCAACAGGCUUGGCUGCAUGUAACAUUGGCGGCGUGACUUUACACAGCUUUUCUGGCAUUGGUUUGGGCAAAGAGCCUGCUGAGGACCUAGUAAAGAAGAUUCGGCGAAAU